Dentiscutata erythropus is the source of this 1218-nucleotide messenger RNA. The record is from the annotation of a GenBank genome assembly. Lineage: Eukaryota; Fungi; Glomeromycota; Glomeromycetes; Diversisporales; Gigasporaceae.
AUGGCUGAAAAUGUAUGUCGUCGUCGUAGCAAGAAACAACAAUCAAAAAGUACCAACCAAGAUAUCAAUAUUCUUUCAUAUUUGAAAUUGCCUUUGACUGAUAUAACGCGUCAAAGUACAAAUAUCUUAUGCCGAGAUGAUUCUGAACCUUUGUUACAAAGCCCACCCAAAAAGAAGAUAAAACUAGAUUGGAGUAAGGAACCAUAUAGCUUGACAUCCCAGCAUACCCUAUUUCGCAGAGAACUUUGGGGUACAGCCAUUGGUGGGUCAGUUAUGGCUUCUACAAGAUGGAAUGCAUCUACGCGAUUUUUCAUGAAAGAUUUUGCAAGUUCUGAUAAAGAUAUAUUUAAAUUUAUUGGGGAUCGAGGAUUGCAAUAUCAUCGUUAUUUUGAUGCGUCUCUUUACAUACAACGUCUAGUUGCUCGAGAUGGAAAAUGUUUAGCAGUAGCCGAUGAAGAAGGUAUGGUAGGUUUGAUAGAUGCGAGGUACGAUAAUACCGUAGAGACCGAGAGAGUUCGAACGGAAUUUCGUGCCCAUGAUAAUGCAGUAUUUGAUAUAAUGUGGAGUCCUGAUGAUCGACACAUGGUGACGGCGUCAGGUGACCAAACCGCUCGCUUAUGGGAUGUAGAAUUACAACAAUGUAAAGCCGUUUUUCUUGCUCACACUUGUAGCAUCAAAUCAGUCAACUACAAUUUAAUUGAUCCAAACAUUUGGGUAACUGCUUCAAGAGACGGUAAUAUUUUUAUUUGGGAUACGCGAACAGUUGGUAUGCAAACACCAGAAGGAGCCUCACUACCAGUUCAAAUCUCAAUUAAUGGCGCAACCGCUAAGCGUCCACAUGGUAUAUCCACGUUGAUUUUAGACAAUAGCGGCACUCGGUUAUAUGCGAAUAGCACCGACAACUAUAUCUAUCAGUAUGAUUCAAUCAAUUUGGGUGCACCAUUGGCUCGAUUUACUAGUCCAACAUACCGUUGUUCUUCAUUUUACAUUCGCAUGGCAAUUUCACCUGAUGAUAGAUACAUCAUCAGUGGAUCAAGUGAUAAAUGUAUAUAUAUGUGGGAGACCGAUUUUCCAGAUGAAAAUCCUAUCAUUUUGAAGGCUCACGAGAAUGAAGUAACUAGUUUAAGCUGGUCGAGAGAUCUUGAAUUGUUUGCUUCUUGUUCGGAUGAUACUUCUUUACGUCUUUGGAGAGUCGACAAAUCUUCCGUGCUACAGUAA